AUUUGACAUUACAGUUUUUGAACAACAUAUGGCAACACUAACCCGACAAAGAAUGAGCCAUACAUCAAUUCGAAAAAGAAUGUCUUAGAGGUGGGAAGUGCGAUCGUUCCGUUGCGUGUCUGCGUGAAAUAUUUAUAAAAAUAAGGUAUAAGGUGACUAACAUUAAAAGCAUUAACUGUGUGAAGUGCAAAUAUUCUACCAAGCCCAUCGGUAAUUCGUUAACGCGCUUUCUUAGCAAUGGUGCGACGGGAGAUUUAAUUUUAACGCAUUCUUUUUGUCAAUUAUAUUCACUUGAGUAAUUGAACUAUUUUUAUUUAUACUCAACACUGGCGGUGCAUCUACAAACAUUGACCUUUUUCGUAUUGUAAUUGAACCAUUUAUGUGUAAUUGCACAACGGCAAAUUGAAUUCUACGUACUUGUUGAACUCCAAGGAUAUUUUACACAAAAUUUAAGAGUUCUAAAUCUUGUUAUGGUUUGAAAAAUUAUAAUUUUUUUCCACAAUUUAUUUUUAUUUGCAAAUACAAAAUACACAUCGCCUCACUGUUCUAAAAUAACGAACAUAAUAGCAUAAAUUAGCAAAAUUAAUUAGUGCAGAAUUGUAUCUACUUGAGCUGUGUCAACAAAUUUAAUUAAUUAAUUAAGAAAAUUAUUCCUGUAAAUCAAAAUAUAAUUUUGUAAAUAAUUUCAAAAGUGGAACCACCAUCAAAAUGCUAAAGUUUAUUCGAGGUAAAGGCCAGCAGCCUUCAGCUGAGCGGCAAAGACUACAAAAGGAAUUAUUCGCAUAUCGCAAGACUGCACAGCAUGGAUUUCCGCACAAACCAUCAGCUAUGGCUUAUGACCCGGUGUCGGAACUUAUGGCCAUCGGUACGCAGACAGGUGCCAUUAAGGUUUUCGGUCAACCUGGUGUUGAGUUUUAUGGACAGCAUACAAUGUCGAGUGGUUCAGCAGCGGAACUUAAUGUGCAAAUGCUAGAAUGGGUCUAUGGCACUGGCAGGCUCUUGUCUCUAACAGCUGCCAAUCAGCUUAUAUUGUGGGAACCAGUGGGAGCUGCACUUAUUGCUAUUAAAACAUUACCAUUUGAUGGCAAACUCAAAAAAGUUUCUGCACUUUGCUGUUCACUUAAUAAAGACAUUGUAUGGGUAGGCACUGAGGGUGGUAACAUAUAUCAGUUCGAUCUGAAAUCGUUUGCCAUACGCGAGCCGGUUAUAUACCACGAUGUUGUUUUGGAACAAGUGCCACCAACGUACAAACUUAAUCCUGGCGCCAUUGAAUCUAUUAAACAACUUCCAAAUGCGCACAAUAAGUUAUUGAUUGCGUAUAAUCGGGGAUUGUGUGUGCUGUGGGAUUUGGAAACUUCCUCAGUUACACGUUCUUAUAUUGCACCUGGACAUGGUCAGAGUGUUGGCCUAUUUAUAAAUGCGAAUGGUACACAAUUUACAUGGUAUCAUGCUGAUGGUUCGUAUGCCACUUGGAGUUUAAAUAGUACAGACGUGCCGAAAAAUCUUAAUUAUGUUCCCUAUGGCCCGGAUCCAUGCAAGAGCAUUAACCGUCUGUACAAAGGCAAAAGAGGAUUGAUCGACAUAACUGUUUUUUCGGGAGGUAUGCCAAGAUCUGCAUAUGGUGACCAUAAUUGCGUGUCUGUCCAUGCUAGUGACGGAAAUAAAACCUGUUUAGAUUUUACUUCCAAAGUGAUUGACUUUUUUGUAACAUAUAAGGACGAAAGCGAUUUGGCGCAGGUGCUCAUCGUUUUGUUAGAGGAGGAAUUAUGUGCUUAUGAUUUAGUAGAUCCAAAGGUACCCGCAGUGAAAGCGCCAUAUUUACACUCAGUUCAUGCUUCGGCAGUUACUUGCAAUUACUUAGCAUCUCAAGUUUCGCAAGAAGUUCAUGAGAAAAUUCAACGCGCUGGAGAAGAACAAGAUGCAAAUUAUAGUAAUAUAGAAUGGCCAAUCACUGGCGGAAUAUUAGCUGAAGGUGUAGAAAACGAUGAUGUAAAUGAGGACGAUAAAGAGUAUGAAAUUUUAUUGACAGGGCAUGAAGAUGGUUCUGUUAAAUUUUGGGAUUGCACAGAUAUCGUGUUGAAGCCCAUAUACAAUUUUAAAACUGCCACUGUCUUUGGACAUGAAAAUCAAGAUGAUAUACCUUUAGAUGCAACUGAAUCUGUAGAUGAGUCUGAACCACCAUUUCGUAAAGCUGGCCUAUUCGAUCCUUAUUCUGACGAUCCACGACUGGCUGUAAAAAAAAUAUCAUUGUGCCCGAAAACAGGUCAGCUGAUUGUAGGUGGAACAGCUGGCCAAAUUGUUAUAGCCAAUUUUGAUGGUAAUGAUGAGGAAAAAGCACCUUUAAAAGUUAGUUCAAUGAAUUUAGUAAGUGAUCGUGACGGUUUUGUGUGGAAGGGACAUGAUCAAUUAAAUGUUCGUUCAAAUUUACUGGAUCCUAACGCUGAGCCAGUGUGUACAGAUGGUGUACAAAUCACUGGUGUGUUGCAAGUACUACCACCAGCUAGCAUAACAUGCCUGGCUUUGGAAGCCAACUGGGGUCUUGUUUCUGGUGGAACAGCACACGGUUUAGUACUGUUUGAUUUCAAAAAUUUUCUGCCAGUAUUUCAUCGAUGUACCUUAAAUCCUAAUGAUCUGACGGGAGCUGGUGAACAAUUAUCCCGUCGGAAAUCUUUCAAGAAAUCUUUGCGAGAAUCAUUCCGUAAAUUACGUAAAGGGCGUUCAACACGAAACAAUCCAACACAGCAAGUACCAACAACGCUUGAUGCGCGUCCAAUAGAGCGGCAAGUAGAAGCACGAUCAGCAGACGACGGCAUGGGAUCUAUGGUUCGUUGCUUGAUGUUCGCUAAAACUUUUAUAACAAAUGUGAACAUAACCUCACCAACAUUAUGGUCUGCUACGAACUCCAGUACAGUUUCUGUGUUCCUUUUGCAUUUGCCACCCGCACAAACCGCUGCGACAUCUACACCACCGGCAAGUGGAGACACUAGUGCACCGCAAAUACGUCGCGUUACCGCUCAGUUAGCUAAAGAGAUUCAAUUGAAACAUCGUGCACCAGUUGUUGGAAUAUCAAUUUUCGAUCAAACUGGUUGUCCAGUGGAACAACUAAAUGGAGGAAAUGGUUCACCACCACAUCGCGUACUAAUUGCUUCAGAGGAACAAUUUAAAAUAUUUUCCUUGCCACAAUUAAAACCAAUAAACAAAUAUAAAUUGACAGCAAAUGAGGGAGCUAGAGUGCGUCGCAUACAUUUUGGUUCAUUUUAUUGUAGAGCAUCCGCUGAAUUAAUACAAAGUGCGAUUGCUGGAGGCAGUCCAACAAAGUCAACCAGAUCGCAUGAUGCUACACCUAAUGCCGAAUUAGCAAAUACCAGUAUGGGCUCUGCAGCUGAUGCAGCUGCUGACACGCGUUUAUAUCAUGAAAUGGCAUUGCUCUGUUUAACCAAUCUAGGCGACAUAAUGGUUUUGACUAUACCAGAAUUAAAACGUCAACUUAAUGCCGCAGCUGUACGUCGUGAAGAUAUAAAUGGCAUUUCAUCACUAUGCUUCACUAACGCCGGCGAAGCGUUAUACAUGAUGUCUUCUUCUGAACUGCAGCGUAUUUCAUUAGGUAGCUCUAAGGUAGUAACACCACUAGGUGGUAUAGAAGUUGAGCCAUUAGCAACCAUUGAUGAACAGAACAACAGUUCACAUGACGAUGGUGUUAAAGAAGAUGGGGCAGAAUGUACAGAGGCAGAUAAGUUUGCCGCUCCUAUAGCUAAAGAACGCACUAUAAAAGUAUUGGAAGUUAGCGUGGAUAGUAAUGGUCUAACAAAUGGUAUGGCUUCCAGCGGAGAAGGCAAUUCGCCUAAUCGCGCAAAUGAAACAAUCAGCAGUAGCAUAGGAGAUAUAACCGUUGAUUCUGUACGUGAUCAUUUAAACACAACUACGACUACUUUAUGCUCCACCACAACCGAAGAAACAGUUGGCCGCCUCUCUGUGUUAAGUACACAAACUAAUCAAACAUUGACCACCGUUAAUAUGAAAGACAUCAACGAUUUUAAUAUACCACAUCUAAUGGAUGUAGCACCCAACAGUAGCACAACUGAAACCAGCACUAGCUCCGUUGUUAUCAAAUCAGUAAUAACCAGCAUUUCACACGAGAAAACCAAUGGUGAUACAACAGAAACAGUAACGACAAAAACCACAACACAUGAGGAAAGUCAAUUUUAAAUGUUCAAUUACGAUUUGACAAAUCUUUCUGUGGUGUACUUCAGAUUACAACGGUCUAUGACAAUUUAUCCAUCAACAAAGUACCAUUUAUUUCAAAUGUCAUCAUUAGGUUGAAAGAAACCUUUAGAUAUAUUUACCACAAUAGCAGUAACAACACUCUAUCAUAAUUUUAGUUGCCCUCUUUAUAUCGCAUAUUUUUAAAACAAUUUUUUAUAAUUAUUUAUAUACCGACGAUCGAUUUUCGAAAUAUUGUAUGUUAUCCAUUUAAUAUGUUAUUACAUAUUAUUAUAUAUGUAUUUCAUACGUUUUUAAAUGUUUUGUAUAUUUUUUUAAUUUUGCUAUUGAAAUUAGCUUAAUGUUGAAAUACUAAAUUUAGUUAAAACUUGUAUUUUGAAAUUAUUAGGGACUUUAUAUUCUACUAAUAUUUUAUAACAUUUUAUUAUAUUAUUAAUGUUCGUAUUUUUGUUUGUAAUUUUGUUUGUAAUUUUGUUUGUAUUUUUGUUCGUAUUUUUGUUUGUAUUUCUUUUCAUAUUUUGUUACAAAUUAACUGUUUUCAAUUGAAUAAAAUAAUCCACCGAUUAUACUUUUUGCGAAACACAAAUGUUUUAUGCUUACGCAUACAAAAAGGAUUUUAUAAACAAAAAGUACAAUCCG
Messenger RNA from Teleopsis dalmanni, 4860 nucleotides. RefSeq names its product lethal(2) giant larvae protein (gene l(2)gl). The record is from RefSeq and is a predicted model, not a curated record. Gene Ontology annotation, molecular function: GTPase activator activity; syntaxin binding; myosin II binding. The transcript is spliced from 12 exons. NCBI's taxonomy places the organism in Eukaryota, Metazoa, Arthropoda, Insecta, Diptera, Diopsidae. Gene Ontology annotation, cellular component: cytoplasm; plasma membrane; cortical actin cytoskeleton. Bases 709 to 4206 code for a protein of 1165 amino acids. Gene Ontology annotation, biological process: regulation of protein secretion; regulation of establishment or maintenance of cell polarity; establishment of spindle orientation.